UUUCGUUUGAGCCGGCCGGCGUCUAACCGGAUAGCCGGAUAUGUUGGUUCUUAAAUUUUGACUGAAACUUAGCCCGGCGUCGUGAAAAAAAUGACAAUUACGUGAGAGUAUUAGAUAAAAGAGAGGAGAAAAGGGACGGAGAGUCGAAAAGAGCCUUCGCAGUUUGUCAGUUUACGGUAUUAAAAAUAGUAAUAAAACGCUACGUAGGAAGGGAGCAAGGAUAUAGAAGAAAACUCGAAUCGGUUCCCGGCGCUCCGGCAAAGCUCCGUUCUUAUACCAAAAACAGUGACAAUGUGGUUUAUCCUGAUUUUAAUCCAAGUCUGCAGCUUCUUCCUGGAUCCGACUGAUGCUCAGAGCGGGGAUCCUGGAUUAUCGUUUUCCGUGAGUCCCGGUGAUCACUCAGCGGCUGAAGGAACUCCGGUGAGACUAAGAUGCGAGGUCGACCCGGGGUCUGGGAACGAUAUCGUCUACUCCUGGAGCCUCGAGGGUAAGGAUCUCUCUCCAAGCCCCCGGCGACACCAGGACGGUGGUGACCUCGUCAUUACCAGAGUCGACCGAACCUCGGACAGCGGAAGCUUCGUCUGCAAAGCGACCCACCGCCUCACCGGUCUCUUCAUCGAAAGUUCACCGGCGACAAUCAGCGUUCAAUGGAUAAGCGAAGCUGACGUUCAACUGCAACUACCAAAGUUUCCAAACCUUCUAAAGGCGGGUAUCGAUAUCGAGCUCAAAUGCCACGUUGAAGGAUCGGGAGACAUGCGCUACGAAUGGUUCAAAAACUCGGAACGUGUGUCAAAGUCGGAGCGGAUCGAGAUCAAGAAGAAGAAGCUUCACAUCCAUAAAUCAAGCACCGAUGACAACGGAGUGUACACGUGCCAGGCGCGUAACGAAGUCGGUUCUUCGCCAGUGGGAAAAAAUUUUCCCCUUGUGAUACCGAGUAACGAUACAGCAACGAUAAAGACCGUACCGCAGAAUAUAAUAGCGAAGCGUGGUGAGCCGGCCUUCUUUCAUUGCCAAUACGAAAAUGCCGACACAGUGCAGUGGUUCUUUGACAACAACGGACCCCUUGAAUCUGACGACGAGAAAAUAGUGUACGAAAAUGGUACCCUGGUAAUUCUGGCCGCAGAGCAUCGUGAUCAGGGAAUGUAUUCGUGUCACGGACCGAGAGGCGAAACUUUGCAAGUCUAUUCCGCCGAGUUGCAAAUUGCUUAUCUGAGGAACCUAUCCAUCACAUCGUUCGAACCAGCCUUAUCCAACCAACUGGCUAUAGUGGGCGAACAUCAGGAGCUGCAGAUAAGCUGUUUGGAACCAUCCGGUCUUCCGCGACCUAAAGUAUACUGGAAGAAUCCGGAUGGUCACAUCAUAAGCGAUUCCGGAGUGGUCAGAGUCCAGGAUAACACGCUGAUAAUCAGCAAGGCACGUUUGGACGAAGAUGAUGGAAAUUACACCUGCAUUGCCGAAAAUUUAGCAGGAGAAACGGCGAUGAGUGUUCAGGUCGCCAUAUCCACUCCCCCGAGCCUGGUCUCCUCGCCAGAAUCGAUAACCGUUACGGAAGGAGAUCCAGCAACAUUGUCCUGUUCGUACGUUGGAAUGGAAUCGCCAAUCACGCACGUCCGGUGGCUGAAAGACGGUGAACCACUCCGAGAGAGCGGAGGUCCGGUGAGGCAUCGGGUAUCGGACAGCCGGGGGAACGUAACUCUUUUCUUAAAAAGCGUCGACUUGUCCGACAAGGGUAGCUACAAGUGCGAGAUAUUCACCAAGGGUUUUCCAUUGGUAUUUUCCCAGCAUGCCGAGCUCGCGGUAAAGGAAAAGCUAAAGUUCUCUUCUCUCUAUAACGAACGACUCGAACUCGGCUCGACGAGCAAGGUUUACUGCAAAGCGCACGGCGCCACCGAGCCCACUGUGAAGUGGAUAAAAGAAGGAAAUGGCACUGAGUUCCCCCCGCAUGUUCAAGACAUAAACGGUACCUUGCACUUCAACGGCGUUGUUGAGGACGACAAAGGGAGAUACACGUGUUUGGCGACAAACAGUCAGGGAUCCAUAAAUCACACCAUCACCAUCGACGUUGUCAUUGCUCCCAAGUUCACCGUGCAGCCCCAAAAUCUGACAGAGGCUAUCGAGGGACACUCCGUAAUGAUUGACUGCUCCGCUGAAGGAGAUCCUAAGCCAAAGAUACAGUGGAUGAAAAAUUUGAAAUCUAACGAUUUGGAAAGCCCUCGUUUUCAGGUGCUACAAAAUGGAAGCCUCUACAUCCGAGAGGUGUAUCUCGCAGACGAGGGAAACUACGGUUGUAUCGCCGGAAAUAGCGGGGGACUCAGGACGAAAGAAGUUCAGCUAAUCGUACGACCUGGAGAUGGCUACCGCUCGGAUAUGGACAUGAAUAACGAAGAGGAUGAAUCAAUGAUGGGAAGAACAGUGAUCAUAACGCUGGGCGCAGCAGCAGCGUACAUGGUUUUGGUGGUCGGGUUGAUGCUGUACUGUCGUUACAGGAGAAAGCGCAGGAAGCAGCAAUACCUGCAAGAGCAAGCUGAAGAAAAACUGGAGAACGGAGACGUGCACGAUGAGCAAACGGAGCUGAAAGAAACUAACCACAAAACAUCGUCAGCCAAGAAGAAUGAAAACAGAGAUUCCCAUAGAAGUGACGGUGCGGACACAGCGCAGAGCCAAAGCAGCAACCACUCUAAGAAGUCUAAAUCGAGCUACGACAAGAUCGCGGUAUCCCGGAGCAACCUCAAGGAUCCAAAGCCACUGGGACGCGGGGAGUUCGGCGACGUAUUUCGCUCAAAGUACCAGGUCGAGGGAGAGAAGGAGACCCUGGUGAUGAUAAAGAGCCUGACAAGCACGAAGGACGAGAACGCGUUGCAGGAGUUCAAGCGGGAACUCGAUCUGCUGCACAAACUGAGCCACGAAAACGUCGCUAAGCUCGUUGGCCUGUGCAGAGAAAAAGAACCGCACUACAUGCUCCUCGAGUACACGGACUGGGGUGACCUCAAACAGUUCUUGAUCGCCUCGCGGAAGGACAGCGGUUCCAGCCCGACUCACGACGCGAAAAAGCGGGUCCCCCAGCUCUCGGUUGCCCAGAUAUUGUCCCUCUCCAUCCAGGCAGCAAAGGGACUGAAACACGUCGCGGACAACCGACUUGUUCACAAGGACAUAGCCGCAAGGAACUGCCUGAUAUCGAGCAAUUUUUCUAUCAAGAUAUCGUUCCCUUGCAUGACGAAGGAGCCCUACCAUCAGGAGUACGCGAAACAUCGCAACCGGGUCAUCCCUCUGAGGUGGCUUCCCUACGAGGCGGUUUACGAGGACGAGUACUCGACGAAGAGCGACGUCUACUCGUUCUCCUGCCUAGUGUGGGAGAUGUUCCACCAGGGCGAGCUGCCCUUCAACAAGCUCAACGACGACUCCGUGCUUUCGCAGCUUAAAACUCAGAGACUCGGCUGGAAGGCCCACAAGGCAGCGCCUCCGGCCCUUCAGGAGCUUCAGGCAACCUGCUGGGCCAACGAUCCCAGGGAACGUCCUACUUUCGACGAUGUUGUUAUUAAAUUAGGCGAAAUUGUUGUAGAUAGCUGCCUUUCAACGUAGGCUAUUAUUUUUUUUUUUAUUUAUAUUCCUUUUUUUUUCUUUCAUUUUUAACACAUAUACAUAUUUUUUAUCUUCAUUCUAUCCUUUUCACUUGUAUCUUUUUUCCUAACGGAAAGUAAAUUCUCAAUGAAUAAAAAAAAAAGAAAAAAGAAAAAGAAAUACUGUAACGCGUCCAAUGACCUUCGAUUUGAUACUCAAGAUUUGGAUAAGAUUCUUUGACAGACACGAAAUCGGUCAUCUUUGACAGUCGGUUUGUACUCUCACCGUUUCGAAUCUAAGAUUGAGGAAAAAAAGAUCUUUCCCACUUUGUUUUUUUCUAAACCCUGAUUAACAUCGACACUAGAAUCUAUACGAAUGAAAUCGCUGUGACGGAAUCGACUCUUGCUCAAAGUAAACAUAUCUUCGGAUAUUUGUCUCAAUUAGAAAGCUCUCUUUCAAGAUUAUAAAUUUGUAUUUGAUGAAUUAAUUUUUGAACGAAAAAUUCCGCAAGUGAUUAUACCGGUUACGAAAUGUUCAGCAGAAAAUUUUAUUGUCAACUACCUGUGGCAAGGUCGCGAAAUUGAAAAAUUCGCGUUCCUCUGUGGAUGUGAAAAAAUUUGCACCAACUGACUUCAAUUGGUGGAUGAGUGAUUGGCGCAGUUGCAGUAUUCGAAAUCGUCCAUUAGCUCUCUAAGGAUAAAACAAUAUUUAUAUCCGAUAGUAACUCCGCCCCGUUCAAUACCGAUUUCGCAUAAGCCUACGAACUUUAACCGAUAUAAAAUGCACGAAAACCGUAAUAUUACACCAGUAAUCGAUAGCAUUAAUAAUAAUAACGAUAAUAUCACUCCGAGAAAAGGUUAGAGUAUACCUACAAUACAAUACAAUAUUUUGUAAUCAUCGUCGAAAGUAGGAUUAAUUCUAAGUCUGAUUCAUCUAACAUCGAAUAAUUUUAAACAUAACAAUAUAACGUACUUAUAUUAUACAUACUUGAAUAUGCGGCAGAAUUUUUUUAAACGUUGCAUUAAAAUUAGGCAAGUAACGCCAUCAUAUCAAAUCGGAGAAAAAUACCUAAAUUUACUCAUACGAUUUCUACUAUCCAACUCGACCAAAAAAGGGCCACAGAAUCACAAUCGAUUACAAUUUAACGAUAAAAUGGAUAAAAUAAUUUUACACAGGGAGGAUUAAUGAAAUAAAACAAUUUAAAAAAAAAAAAAAAAUGGCCUUGUACAUAAAAAAAUUAAUCGAAUUUAAACGAAGUUGUAAAUUUUUUAUGUAUAACAUGUACGUCACAUGAAAUAUGUGACUACUAUAGCGCAUGUAUUGAUGCGAUUGCACGAAUUAAUCCAUUCUUUUCAACUCGUAUCCUGACGUAUCGUACGAAUAUGACUAAAAACUGUAACAGAGUAUCCAAAUUUUACACCGGAUACAACUCGAGACUGAAAAUACUCAAACAUUCAUAUUCACGAUGAAAAAUACUUCUGUGGCGUUAUUUCUUUGUAAUUUUCUUUUUUGUUUUUCCAUGCAAGAUACGUACUAUAUAUAAUAAUAAGAAUAAACUUCGAGUGAAAUUUAGGACGAUGAUAAUAAUGAGAGUAAUUUCAAUUGCUUCAAUCAAUUGCUCGGAAAUUUUUAAUAGGAAGUCUGGUUAUGUUAAAAAAAAAAAAAAAAAAAUAAGAAAAAACGCAAAUAUUCCGUUUCCGAUCGAGCAAUGUGCAGUUUCGUGAUCUCUUAAGAGGUCUGAUUCAGUCAGAAGAAAAAAAAAGUUAACUACGGCCAAUGAAAGGAAUCUAAUGCUGCCUGCUAAAGUAAUAAUUAGAAAAAAAAAAAAAUUUUCAAUUUCAUCAAGUUUUUGUAUUUGUGAAUUUUUUUUUUUUAAUUCGAUGACGGUAAUAAAUCUACAAUGGCCUUAUUAGAGGCUAUUUGAGUGUAAAUAAAAUAUAAUUUAUUUCAUAACAUUAAAUAAUAUCGACAUGCUCAUUGGUAAAAAAACCUAUAUAAUUGCGCAUAUACGUUAUAAAUUUUGUGUUGUAUCAAAUACGUACGUACACAGUAUAAAAUCCACCGCAUGAUGAAAAAUAACGAUAACGGUAAUAAUAGUAUUAAAAAUAACGAUAACAAUAAUAAUAAUACUAAUAAUAAUAAUAAUAAUAAUAACAAUAAAGUAAUAAAUAAAUUAGUAUUUACCAUUUAGGUAUUAUGCAUAUAUGUUAUACAUUAUAAAUGUGCUUCAGACACCUGUCUCUGUUGCUGCGGCUUUUGCGACCAGUGUGAAACAUUUUUGAAAGUUAAAUAUUUAUACAACAAAUACAGAACCGCGACAAAUUUUAACGUUGAAUUGUCAACGCAUUUGAAACAGUUAGGUCGUAAGUGCCAUUUUUUAAUACGAAAUCGAACGUGGUUAAACAACAAGUCUUUUUUUAGUCGUUUAAUUUUUGACGUAAUUUUUAUAGACGUAACCUAACCCGAAGCGACACUCGUCAAGAUCGAAUGAACGACGUAAUGUUGAAAUGAAACAAGAUCGUAAUGGAACAGGGAAAGUGCUUCAUAUUUUCAUGGACAACCAACAGCCGAGAAACAAUAAAUAAUUGUCCCGGUUGUAAUUAACGAAUUUGAAAGAAAAAAAAAAAAAAAAAAAAAAAAACAGGGUUGACUUGAUCUUUUUAUACAGAUGGUCUGCAAGAAUGAAUGUACGCUUUGCAGCUUAUUUAUCGAUUACUCAUAUAUUGUAAUAAUCACUCACAUAUUCAUACGCAUAAAUACAUAACUAUAGGCUUACAAACACUGCCAAUAAUAAUAUUCAUGAAUUCAUACGUAUAAUCACAUAUUAAGCUGUCGGAUUAUAUUAAAAUUUAUAUACUGAUAAUAUAAUCACCUGCAUCAUAUAUUCAUCGCUUGAGACCGUGAUGAUUUAGUUUUAUAAUAAUGUGCUUUCUCUGUCAACCCAGAAAAAUAUUCUCAGUUUUUUACUGUGCGUGUGUUAUUGCAAUAUCGUGAUCCGACUGUACUUGUGUGCGA
Messenger RNA from Neodiprion fabricii, 6573 nucleotides. Its product is annotated as inactive tyrosine-protein kinase 7-like. Gene Ontology annotation, molecular function: ATP binding; protein binding; protein kinase activity. Gene Ontology annotation, cellular component: plasma membrane. Gene Ontology annotation, biological process: axon guidance; protein phosphorylation; cell adhesion. NCBI's taxonomy places the organism in Eukaryota, Metazoa, Arthropoda, Insecta, Hymenoptera, Diprionidae. The transcript has 9 exons. Bases 292 to 3579 code for a protein of 1095 amino acids. The record is from RefSeq and is a predicted model, not a curated record.